AUGUCCGAACAAGUGGAGCAGCUGAAGGCGACGGUGAACACGCUGGAGAAGAGAAUCGAGGACCUGGAGUCGCGGUUAAAGGGCAAUGGCUCGUCUUCUGGUGGCAGCGGUGCCGACGCUGAGAGCAUUCGCAUGAUCCUGAUUGGACCUCCUGGUGCCGGAAAGGGAACCCAGGCGCCGAAGAUCAAGGAGAAGUUUGGCUGCUGUCAUUUGGCUACGGGAGACAUGUUGCGCGCGCAGGUCGCUCAGAAGACCGACCUGGGCAAGCAGGCGAAGAAGAUCAUGGAUGAGGGCAAGCUGGUCUCCGACGAGAUCAUGAUUGRCAUGAUUGAGAAGGAGCUUGAGAACAACAAGGAGUGCAAGAACGGAUUCAUCCUCGAUGGUUUCCCACGAACUGUCGUGCAAGCGCAGAAGCUUGAUGGCAUGCUUACAGCAAAGCAGCAGAAGCUCAAGCACGCUAUUGAGCUUAAGAUCAACGAUGACCUCCUUGUUGCACGUAUCACCGGUCGCUUGGUCCACCCAGCCUCUGGCCGCUCUUACCACAAGAUCUUUAACCCACCAAAGAAAGACAUGACCGAUGACGUUUCGGGCGAGCCACUGAUCCAGCGAUCCGACGACAAUGAGGCCGCGCUCAAGAAGCGACUAGGGACGUACCACGAACAGACCGCACCAGUUGUGGACUACUACCGUAAGACGGGCAUCUGGACGCAAUUGGAUGCGAGCAAGCAGCCCGGCGAGGUGUGGAAGAACAUGCUCAAUGUCUUUGAGCAGGGUGGCUCCAGCAGCGGCGGUCUGCUGAACAGGCUCGGGCUGAAGAAUUAG
Molecule: messenger RNA, 822 nt
Organism: Ramularia collo-cygni
Lineage: Eukaryota; Fungi; Ascomycota; Dothideomycetes; Mycosphaerellales; Mycosphaerellaceae
Product: probable Adenylate kinase 1
Exons: 3
Coding region: 1-822 (273 amino acids)
Biological process (GO): ADP biosynthetic process
Cellular component (GO): cytoplasm; mitochondrion
Molecular function (GO): AMP kinase activity; ATP binding
Source: RefSeq, a predicted model, not a curated record